Meloidogyne enterolobii is the source of this 825-nucleotide messenger RNA. The record is from the annotation of a GenBank genome assembly. Lineage: Eukaryota; Metazoa; Nematoda; Chromadorea; Rhabditida; Meloidogynidae.
AUGUCUCCAUUAAAAAAUAAAUAUUUAACAAAAAUAUUUAUUUAUUUAAAUUAUUUAUUUAUUCAAUUAAUUAAUGGACAACAACAAUCACAACCAUUUCAAUCAGAAGAGUGUAAAAAGGCUGCAACUAAUUGUGAAAAUUCGACAGAUUGUGUACACAGAUUGGCUGUAUUGCAAUCUGCUUGUGUAACAAACACUUGCCAGCCCCAAUGCCGGGAAGCAGCUUUAAAUCUCUAUCAAAACCGUGAAGGAAGAAAUUUAUUAAGAACGGAUGCUAGUUGUGUUCCAGGCAGAUAUGAACUAGAAAAGUGUGGAUUUCUGCCAAAUAAAUUGCCAAAACAUUGUUUAUUGGCUAAAUUGAUUUGUGAAAUUGAUUUACAAUGCAACUCAAAAUGGGAAGUAUUUAUUUCUGAAUGUGAAGCAAACAAAAAUAACAACGAUAUACAAAAUUGUUCUGAUAAGUGUCGUAAAUAUUUAAAUUCAACAUUGUCAACACAACAAGGAAUAGCUUUUGGGAGCUGUACUUGUACCGACAAAGAAGAUGGGCGUUGUAUUCAAUUGCGAGAGGGAACACUACAAGCUUGUUUGAGACAGACGAGUGGAGAGGAGGAAGGUCCUCUACCUCGACCAAACAUUACUCCAACUCAACCAGAAGAAGAAGAAACUUCCUCAGAAAACGAAAUUGAAUCAAAUAAUAUUAUUUCUACUUCACAUUCACAGAGUGACGUUCCUGCAGGAACUUUAUCUACUGUUAAAUAUAAUGGAUGGAUUUUAGUUAUUCCGUCAAUGUUUUUGUCUUUAUUGACUGCUUUGAUUUUUAAUUAA